Molecule: messenger RNA, 2433 nt
Organism: Raphanus sativus (radish)
Lineage: Eukaryota; Viridiplantae; Streptophyta; Magnoliopsida; Brassicales; Brassicaceae
Product: homeobox protein HAT3.1
Exons: 9
Coding region: 248-2266 (672 amino acids)
Biological process (GO): chromatin organization; regulation of DNA-templated transcription
Cellular component (GO): nucleus
Molecular function (GO): DNA binding; chromatin binding
Source: RefSeq, a predicted model, not a curated record
UGCCUUCUUUUCAUUUGCUUUCUUCUCAAUUGUUUUAUUUGCGAAGAAUUGAUAUCGCAGCAGCAGCUUAGGAUUAGUAUUCUUGGGAUCGCAUUUCUAUAACUAAAUCAAAGGAUCAUUGAUCUGUUUCUUGUCUUAAAGCUACACUAAGCAAAAUCCGAGAGAAUAAUUGCGAAGCUGCCAUCUUUCUUUGGUUUAGGAAUCUGAUCCAAGUAUUUAACAUUCACGGGAGAGCAAAAUCAGAAACAUGGAAAGAGGUAAUAGAAGGAGGAGAACGAGGAGUAGUGGAUCUGCUGUGGACCAGACUAACGGAGGAGGAGAGGUUACUCCAAAGGCAGAGAGUUUGCCUCACAUGAAUGAUCUAAAGGAGUCCACUAAUGAAGAGAAACAACCAACAACAGCCCCUGUAACCGUAAAGAAGAGUUCUGGUACAAAAUUCUCAGGUUCCCAUCGUGAACUUGUCCUUGGUCUUCCUUGCCGUGGACAAUUCGAGAUCAAACGUAGUUCCAAGAAGCUAGGAGGUAACGGUGGUAAAAAGAAUGUUGUGAUGGUUUCAAGUCACAAGAGAGCUCAGAGAUCUAAAGAAGCGGCUACUGCCGUAUCAUCUGUAAAUGGAUCAAAGAAAAGGAAGGAGUAUAUUAACAAAGUAGAAGUUAGAGAAGAGGAUGAGUACACAAGAAUCAAGAAGAAACUUCGGUACUUCCUUAACCGGAUUAGCUACGAGCAAAGCCUCAUUGACGCUUAUUCUUUAGAAGGUUGGAAAGGUUCAAGCGCGGAAAAGCUAAGGCCAGAGAAAGAGCUUGAACGAGCCAAGAAGGAGAUUCUACGACGCAAGGUUAAGAUCAGAGAGCUUACUCAGCAUCUGGACACACUCUGCGCCCAAGGAAACAUUCCAGAGUCUUUAUUUAACUCUGACGGAGAGAUUUCUUAUGAGGAUAUAUUCUGUUCAAAAUGUGGUUCAAAAGAGUUGCAUGUUGAUAAUGAUAUCAUACUAUGCGAUGGGUUUUGUGACCGAGGCUUUCACCAGUACUGUGUUGAACCACCUUUGCGGAAAGAAGACAUUCCUCCGGAUGAUGAGAGUUGGUUAUGCCCCGGAUGUGCUUGCAAAGAUUACAGCUUCGACUUGCUUAAUGAUUCUUUAGGGACAAAGCUUUCGGUUAGCGACAGUUGGGAGAAAGUAUUUCCUGAGGCAGCAGCAGCAAUGGCUGGUGGUGGAAGUCAAAACCUGGAUUGUGAUCUUCCUUCAGAUGAUUCCGAGGAUGAAGAGUAUGAUCCUGAUGGUUUGAAUGAUAACGAAGGUGAUGGAGAUGGCAGUGAUGAUGACAGUGAUGAUGAUGAGUCUGAAAACGAAGACGGAAGUUCAGAUGAAUCUGCAUCUGACGUAAUGAUUGGAUCAUUUAAAGAUGCAAAAGAUAUAAUGAACCUUCCUUCUGAUGAUUCUGAGGAUGAUGACUAUGAUCCUGAUGCCCCUACUCUUGAUGAAGAAGAUAAAAUGCAAGAAAGUUCAAAUUCAGACGAUUCAGACUCCGAGGAUGUGGAGACUUCCUCCAAAGGCGAUGAGUCUGAUCAUCAAGACAAAGUUACCCCACGUGGGAAGCUAGGGAGAAAGAAAGCACAGCUCUCAGAUGUUUCCAUCUCAGAGACAGAUGCUGGGAUUGGUGAUGAUGUUCCGGGGAGGAGGAAGGUUGAAAGGCUGGACUACAAAAAGCUCUAUGACGAGGAAUAUGAGAACGUUCCGACUUCAUCAAGUGAUGAUGAGGAUUGGGAUAAAAUUGCUGGAAAAGAAGAUUUCGAGUCAGCAGAUGAAGGAGACACUGUGCCUCUGGAACAGCCUUCCAAAGCAGAAGAUCAUACUCCUGCUCAAAAACCUACACAGAAAACGAAAAGAGAAUAUAAAAAGGCUACUUUGACAGCGCCACAAGAAACACCACCCAGAGAAAAUGGUUGCUGCUCUGUUGUAAAAAACAGCUCUGCAUCAUCUAAACAGACAAAUCCCAAAACUCAGAGAUUAUUCGAAUCUUUUCAUGAGAAUAGAUAUCCAGACGUUACCACAAGGGAGAACUUAGCCAAAGAGCUACAGAUGACAGUUAAACAAGUUGAUAACUGGUUUAGGAAUACACGUUUUUCAACAAGCAAAACAAUGUCUUCUAAGGAAGAUGUUGCUGGAAGUAGCAAACAAGCCAUGGAAACCGAACCAAUCGCAGAGAAUAAGAAUGGAGCAUCGGAGUCGACUAGUACUGGAUCAAGAAAAAGAAGGAGAAGGUAGAUUUGGAUUUUAGUUAACUUGUGUGGAUCUGAAGACCUCAAAGUUGUUAACAUUUGAAGAAUCAGUGAUGCUAAAGUGAAUAGUUGAGACAAAAUUGGAUAGGGUUCAUUUGAAUUUGUAUGUUAUGAAUUUAUAUUAUAUGAUUAUGAAAGUUUUUUGUUUAGAUU